CCUGGACCACAGUCUCUGAGCAGGUCUACAGCAACCCCAAGGUAACACUGCUGAUGAACAGCAGAGUGGGUCAGUACCUGAGUGGACGGCCGGUGUUGGCUCUGGCCGUCUUCUUCUUCUGUGUCAUGGCUGCAGUCCCAGUAGGACUCUUCCUCGUGUUCGCUGUGACCACCGCCAUCAUGUCAGCGGUCAGCUUGGUGUUUUUGGAGGGGUUCCUGCUGAGCGUGGCGGCCAUCACUCUGCUCUGCGUCCUCUCCGGCCUGGCCUUCUUCUCCGUGAUGGUGGCAGCCAUCUUUGCAGCCUUUUACGUCACCGUCUCCAGCCUGCUCAACUUCUACCACACCUCACAGCUGACCAAGCAGGACAAGGAGGAGGAGGAGGAGGAGGAGGAGGACAUGUUGACGAAGGACCACAUGAAAUAAUUCAAGUGGGGUAAAAAACCUGCUGAUGUCCAACACUGUUUUCACAUUAUUUAAUAUCAGAAUAUGAUGACAUAUUUUUUUAUAAAAUAAGGACUCUACUGUAUGUAUUUAUUGUUACAACAAUUGAACAGAAUAUGAAAUGAGGUCAUGUCAAAUGCAACAUAAAAACUGUUACAAAUGGGAUUUUUGCAACUUUGUGAAGAUUGUAAUAAAAUAUUGAUUUGUACUGUCGGAUUUGAAGAUAAAGUUGACACAUUUUACAAUCUUGUUUUUACUAUUUCAUUUAAAUGUAUAAUAAACAUUUGAAUGUUAAUAAAAGAACACUACAACUUUU
Molecule: messenger RNA, 756 nt
Organism: Entelurus aequoreus (snake pipefish)
Lineage: Eukaryota; Metazoa; Chordata; Actinopteri; Syngnathiformes; Syngnathidae
Product: lipid droplet assembly factor 1-like
Exons: 4
Coding region: 54-422 (122 amino acids)
Source: RefSeq, a predicted model, not a curated record